Molecule: messenger RNA, 4087 nt
Organism: Capsicum annuum
Lineage: Eukaryota; Viridiplantae; Streptophyta; Magnoliopsida; Solanales; Solanaceae
Product: putative late blight resistance protein homolog R1B-16
Exons: 4
Coding region: 174-3899 (1241 amino acids)
Biological process (GO): defense response to other organism
Molecular function (GO): ADP binding
Source: RefSeq, a predicted model, not a curated record
GCGCCGGCACGUGAGAGUCAGAGUGAAAUUUCAGGUGGCGCGUGAAAAUACAUGCGAUUCUUGACCAGUCGCCGCAGAUGUGCUACCCGCCGGAGAAGUAAUUUUGGUCGAUGCAUAACUAGUUGACUUGCUAGUAGUAUUUCAAUUUCAUACAAAAAGAGGGAGAGAAAGAGAUGUCUUCAGAGGAGUUUCUUACUUCACAGAAAAAUCAUCCUGUUUCUACUUUGCAAUUGAUAAGUACUGAAUGGGAUUUAAUCUUACCGGGGACUAUAAAGGAUCGAAUUGAGUUCCUUAAAAGGGAAUUUAAAUUCCUUGAUAUUUUUCUCAGCUUGCAAAGUUUGACAAGUGAAUGCAGCAUGGAAGAUGUUACACAGAAAGUACAAGCUCAGUUUCAAAAUGAUGCAGUUAACCUCACAAAGAUCCAAAUUUGCGAGUACCUUGAUUCCGUGACUUCUCGGGUGCAAAACAACAUUUGGCUGAGUAAGUUGGAAAUCAGGGAUAACUAUCCCUUUCUCAAAAUGGCAUUUUCAUCGAAAAAGGAAAACAGUAGUAGUAAUGCUGCUUCUCCUGAUUUUUUAGAGAAAUUCAUUGAUAUUGUUCUAAGGAAUCUCAGUGAUUUACUGAAGAUUUAUGCUCCUACUUCGUUGCUUUUUGUUCCUGGUCCGAAGAAACAAAUGGAAGAGGUAGUAAAGGAGUUGAAGUUAUUGAGAAAUUUUGUCUUCUAUGUUUCAAAUAGAUGCACAAAGCCUCAAAACCUUCGUACUUUCUUCACUCACGUUUUACUUGUGGUUGGUCAUGCUGCCAUGGAUGCCUGGUUGUAUUUUCCAGGCAUUGAUGGAAAUAAAGACUUGGCUUCAAAUGAAAUGGAUGUUUUGGGUUUUCUACAAAUGAGGACUUGUCCAAUUCAACCAUUUGUCUGCGAUAUCUAUAUUGAUGUCCUGCAGGCCUUAAAGUCAGAACAAACGGGAUGGGAUCGGAAUAUCCAAAUUGAGUAUACAGCGGAUUGUGAGGUUGGCUUUGUGGAGACUCUCAUACACUAUUUGUCAGAGCUACCAAUUAUUGGUAUGCACAAAGACACAUGUUCUUUGAAGGAUCAAAAGGCGAUCCUUCAAGAGAUGCUCAACCUCCUGAGAGCCAAUCUCAUCAGUCUACCAAUUAAGGACCAUAAAUGUCAUCUUCAAGAUAUUGAUGCUGCAAUUAUUGAUGCAGGACUUCUAGUUUAUUCAUUGUAUAGCAGCAUGAAGGAAAAGGAAGAUAUGGCUGUGGAGGAAUCAAACCACGUGCCAAUGCUUGAUUUCUCAGGCAUUGUUCAGAGUAUACAGACUGUAACCUACCUCAUCACUCGGAAGUCAUUUCUCUCACUUUUACCUAGGAUUGAUGGACUAGGGUCUAUAGGCAUCAUUCUAGACUACCUGAAGGAGUUCCUAAGCCACUAUUCAUAUUCGCUUUCUUCCAUAAAGGCCCAACUUCAGACGAUUAAGAAGGAACUUGAACAUUUCCAGAAACAGCAUGAUGGAUUCCUAUAUUUUCCAAUGCAGCUGAUUGCUAAGGCAUAUGAGGUGGAACAUAUCGUUGUUAGUUGUAUAAAUAGAAACAUUCCUGUGUGGUGCCUUGUUCGCUGGAUUGGGGACAUCGUGGAGGAGACUACAUUACUCAUGAGGGAGGCAGCGGAGAUGCAUGAAAAGAAAGUAUCUGACUUGGCAUUGCAUAAUACUAUUGAUGUUGCAAGUGUUAAUACUUCACAAUUUGCUAGGAUUACAAGCAUGAGAGAAGAGAUGGUGGGCUUUCAGGAGGUGAUGGACAAACUAAGCCGACAGCUACUCAGAGGAUCACCAGAAUUGGAUGUUAUCUCAAUUGUUGGAAUGGCCGGAUUGGGUAAGACAACUCUGGCUAACAAGCUAUUUCUUGAUCAGUUAGUUGUCUCUCAUUUUGAUGUCCGUGCACAAUGUUGUGUGUCUCAAGCAUAUACACGCAAGGACCUGUUACUUACCAUUCUUCGUGGCGUUAAGAAGGAUACAAUUAUAAGUGAUAAACUACCAGAGAAUGAAUUAGCAGAUAAGCUGCGCAGACUUCUAUUGGUUCAGAGGUACCUUAUCCUUGUUGAUGAUGUCUGGGAAACUAAUGCUUGGGAUGAUCUAAAGCCAUGCUUCUAUGAUGCCAAUAAUGGAAGUAGGAUUAUCCUGACAACUCGGCUUAGUGAUGUUGCUUUCCAUGCUAAACUCAUCAGUGAUCCUCAUUUUCUUCGAUUGUUUACUCUAGAAGAAAGUUGGAUGUUAUUGAAGAAUAGGGUGUUCAGUAAAAGAAGUUGUCCCCUUGUCUUAGAAGAUGUUGGCCAAAAGAUAGCACAAAAGUGUGGAGGACUUCCUCUUUCAGUUGUUCUGAUAGCAGGUAUCCUCGAAACAAUGGAGAAGGAAAAACACUCUUGGGAGCAAGUAGCGUCAAAUUUAGGUCCACAUAUCCAUGCUAAGUCGGAGGAUAUAAUAGAUCUUAGUUACCAAAAUUUACCGUAUCAUUUGAAACCUUGUUUUUUAUAUUUUGGAGUUUUUUUGGAGGAUGAAGAGAUAAAAGUUUCCAAGUUAACAUGGCUGUGGACAGCAGAAGGUUUGGUAAAACCUCAUGCGGAAAAGCUUCCAGAGGAUAUAGCAGAAUAUUACUUAGAGAAUCUUAUUGGAAGAAACCUCGUGAUGGUUUCCAAGAAGAGUUCAGAUGGCAAGAUCAAGGCAUGUCGCAUUCAUGACUUGUUGCUUGAUUAUUGCAGACUGAAAGCCAAGAUGGAGAACUUUCUACAAUGGAUAAAAGGGAAAAAUAUUGCGGAUCCAUCUUCUUUCGCCCGUCAGAAGCAUAAAAUGUCACGACGCUUAUGCCUUUACUUUGAAGGUGAUAAUUUGGUGGAAUGGAGUUCAAUUUGUUUGGCUGUACAGUCUUUUCACUUGAUGAAGAGUAGACAUAUUGCAUCAUCUUCGAUAGGUUGCACAUCAUUCACUUUUAACAACUUCAAGUUUCUGAGGGUGUUAGAUAUGGAAUUCACUAUAAUUGAUUCUUUCCCAGAAGCGUUAACCUGUUUGAGAUAUGCUGCUGUUAGGAUUGCUGAAGACUCUUCAUUAUCAUUCUCAUCCAAUCUUUGGAACCUUGAAACCUUGAUUGUUAAAGGAAUUGGAGGACGGGUAUCAUUACCAGACACACUUUGGAAGAUGGUCAAGCUGCGCCAUCUACAUAUAUACAGCCGUGCUAUGUUCACUAAACCCAAUGUUCAAAUGUUCGUUGAAAGUUCCCCAAAAAUGGAUGUUUUGAGAACUCUUGCAUCAGCAUGGUUUUCUUGUGUGGAGGACGCAGAUAACAUCUUGGCAAAUACACCAAAUCUGCAGAAACUGAGAUGUGAAGUUCUGAGAUGUGACGGCUUCUUCCCUGCUUUUAACAAUCUUACCAAGCUUGAAGUGCUUAAGUUUUCUUGUGGUCCUGCUUAUACCUGGUCCACCGAGCUGAAGUUGCCUCCAAAUCUCAAGAAAUUAACGCUAUCCAGUGGUCGCAUAUUUAGUCUUAAUCAAGUUGCAACCCUUCCCAGACUUGCGGUACUCAAACUGUUACAAGUCAUUACUAAAUCCGACGUAUGGGAAGUGACCCGUGAGCAGUUCCCUCAAAUCAAAUUCUUGAAACUGCAAGAUCCUGAUAUUUCGAAAUGGAAUGUUGCAGAUGAUGCUUUUCCGUGCCUUGAACACUUAGUAUUGAGAAAAUGUCAAUAUCUUGAGGAGAUUCCCUCUUCCUUUGCGGAUAUGGCUACUCUAAAGUCUAUUAAGGUGCUGGAAUGCAAUGACUCACUUGUGGAAUCAGCCAAGGAUAUCCAGGAAACACAAGUUGAAGAAAUGCAAAAUUCUGGUUUCAAGCUCUUUAUCCAGAAAUAGACUAACCAUACCUUGACCUCAAACGCCAAUUCGACUUGGUUAUUAGAUUUAAGGGGUUUUAUUAGCUGAAGCAGUUUGGAAAAUCACAAGUCAAAAGACCUUAUGUUUGUAUAAUAUGUAUGUCGUAAUACUAAACAACUGUUGUAUUGCUAUUUUGACAAAGUAUUUAUGUAUGACUUCUUGUAUUA